Molecule: messenger RNA, 14446 nt
Organism: Myiozetetes cayanensis
Lineage: Eukaryota; Metazoa; Chordata; Aves; Passeriformes; Tyrannidae
Gene: MOGAT1
Product: monoacylglycerol O-acyltransferase 1
Exons: 6
Coding region: 9993-10937 (314 amino acids)
Biological process (GO): triglyceride biosynthetic process; diacylglycerol biosynthetic process
Cellular component (GO): endoplasmic reticulum membrane
Molecular function (GO): diacylglycerol O-acyltransferase activity
Source: RefSeq, a predicted model, not a curated record
CGCCUCCCCACGCUGCUGUCCGCCCGCCAGCAUGAAGGUCGAGUUUGCCCCCAUCAACAUCCCCCUAAAGAGGAGGAUCCAGACAGUCGCCGUGCUGCAGUGGAUCUUCUCCUUCCUCCUGCUUGGUAACAGCCCUCCUUCCUACACUUGCCCCAGAGGGAAAAUGGCUUAGAAUCGGCUUUUUCCGUGGCCGGCGUUACCUGUGUGCAUCGCUCUGUGCCACCCUGUGGCUCCACGUGGGUGCAGAGGCGGCGGCCGCAGGCGAGCAGCAAUCCGGCGAUCCCCGGGCGGGCAAGAGCGUCGCACUUCUUUCUUCUCUUAAAGCUCUGGAUGGCUUUUCCUCUUUUUUUGGGUCUAUUUCUUCCUAUGGCUUCUUUUUCAAAUAUAAUCCUAAAAAGCUAGUGACUGUGUCUUCACGCUGAGGCACCGUCCAGGUUUCUGACAGCAACUUUUUACUGAACAUGAGCAUAAAGUCUGGUACAUGAGUAAUGCUGUUUUCAUUAGUAAUUUUGUAAAAUAACUUUAUAUGCUGUAGUUCAAUAAUAAAAUUCUCGUUUAACUAGGUGAUGACAAUUAAUAGGGAUUGUCAAGGAACUGGCUCAAAUGCAGCCAUUUCUGUAAACAUAUGAAAAAUGUCCUCAUUUGCUUUAAGAAAGUGUUCAUAACAAUUCUACUUGAUAAACUUUUUCCACUGAUUGUUCCUCUAUAAUUAACGUUUCUAAUAUCUUAAUAGACACCUAUCACUAAACACCUAUUCACAGCAGCAAAUGUUAUUCACAUGGGUAGUUAUCUUGAACUCGAUGGAAUGGGUGACUUGAUAAGGUAAGAGAAGCCUUAACUCUCUCAGACUAAAGCCGUGGAUUGUGUAAAUUGGGAAGUGAUUAUCGAAUAAUCUGUUCCGAGGUACAGAGCAACUGACUACCCGUGCCUUACUGGAAAUGUUGGAACGCUUCACGAUCGUCUAUGCCUUAGGACUUACAAGGAGAAAAGGAAUGUGUGCAUGUCUUUCUUGUUUUACAAAUAUAUUAUCCUUCAGAUGGUGUGAUGUCUUUCAGAUUAUUUCUUUUUUUAGGCUGUUAGCCCACACAUGAAAGAUUUGUGUAUGUGGGAGAAGCACGGAGGGUGUGAAGCAUCUUCAUAGAUUUAUUUAUCCUUAGCAUUUGGCUCUUUUGUUACCUUUUAAUUAUAUGUAGUUGGAGUAUGAACUGUUUGUAUUUUUGUCUGCAUGGUAAAUAGUCUGUACUUCUAAUUUUCUGUUAUUGAAUUAGAUCUUGGCAACUGCCAUUUUUCCGGUCUCAUAAUGCAGUGGAAGUUCAGUGGCAAUGGAAGUAAGUUUUUUUAUCCUAGCAAUGCUACUGCAGAAAAACACAUCCUUCUGAUCUUACUAGAAGUGAUUGGGAUGCAGAAAAUCCAUUCUCGCUGUAGUUCAGCAGGAGAAGUAGGCAGCUGUCAUCUGCAGCUGGUGCUGUCUGGGAAUAAAUGUCAAGGAAAAUCAGCAAGGAAGUGGUCUUAUGGCUGGUUUAUGUUGGGGUGUAGUGAGUACAUGCGACCAUGAAAAAAUCAGUUUGCAAGAAUGUUUGAAUUUUGGUGAACAAACUGAUUUUAAUAAUGAUUAUCUGCUUGUGCUUCAUGGGGUUGUUUAUCUUUAGAGCUAUCCAAGGUGACCUUUUAAUUUCAUAGGCGUAAGCUUUCAGUCAUGGGGCAGUCAGUGAUCUGGCCAAAAAGUUUCAUUUAGCUGCAGGAAAAUUCAGGUGGCUGAAUCCUAAAUGACUUAAAGGAGUGAAAAAAGGGCUGGUUUCUGAAGUUCUGGAUUGUUUCUAUGUCUGGAUUUUUUGUCUUCCUCCCCCCGCUGUGCAGAUAAAAUAGGGAAACAUCUGUUUGUAAGCUCUUGAAAAAGUGACACUUUCAAAUCAUGGAGGGGAUGUCCCAGUACAGGUGAAAUACUGAAAUACUGUGUGAGUUGAUUGCAGGAGACAUUUGAGAUUUAGGUGCUGUUUGGAGGUUUGUAUGUGGCUGCAGCUAGUUUAUGGCAAGCAAGAUCUUAUGUAGAUCAGUCUGUCUUGUGUUAAAUAUCUACAUGUGAAAACAUGAACAGAUAAUGCCCCGUGAUAACUCAUGAUUCAUAUUAUAGAUAGAGCUAUUAUGUUUAGAGCAGUGAAUAACCAGGCUACUGGCCUAGCUCCUAAAGUUGUCCAUCUAGGUAUGUGGUGACAUGCCAUAACUUAGUAAAAGAAAUUAUAGGACUAACAGAUAAAGUAAGAUAACUCUAGAAAUUAGUGCCCUGAAUCACAAAAGCUCAGUCGGUUAAUGAUACCUUUUAAAUCAGAGUGACAUGGGAAAAUGUGAUUUGGCACACUGAAUAAGCUGUGAGGGGAAUGUGAGCCUAUUACAACUUGGAAUUUGUAAUGUGACUUGGAUAGAAGACUCAGAAAAUUAAGCAUUGGUUUUAUCUUCCUGGCUGAGAAAUGUAAAAAUCCCUUUCUCUCCAGGCUUGCUUUCUCGUAAUGCUGCAUGGUUUUCUGAGACUCUGGAAUUGAUGACUAAAAAUGCCCUCUUGCUUUUGUGCCUAAAGGCUAUGCACAAGUUGGCCUGAAAUACAGACAUGCAGUCUUAUCUCCACUGUAGAAAGACCGAAUCAGUCAAAAAAUACUGAGAAAACAGCUGCAGCAGAAUGGUACAAGCAAAGUUCUGCUUCUUCAUGCAGCAUGCAAACUUAGGCUGGGUCUGCACUACAGAUACAUUGCUUCUGCUGUCCAGCGUAGGCAGAGUAAACAUGCCUCUGCCUCAAAAAAAGCUGUACAGAUGUGCACAGAAUUUCAUUACACACAAAGGGAACCUCUUUAAAAUUCUGGCUGUAAGUUCCUGUGCUUCCUUGUUCUGUGCUGCAAGCUGCCAAAGUUCACCCUCAAAGGGGAAAGACAAGUUUUCAUUGUAACAGUGAUUUGUCUGUUUGUUAUCCAAGGGCAUGACACCAGAAGCAAAAAUAAGUUCUGAAAUACUGGGUUAGAUGAGAGAAAUGCCCAUUAACAGAUUCCCACCGCAUGCUGGUUGAAACUGCAGUAUGGUUUCCUAUCUUGUGUUCUCCAAGUGCAGCAGACCAAAAAGGUUUAGUUGUAAGUUCCAUGAAAAGGUGUUUUAAACGGGCUUCCCUCUUUUGAAAGGAAAGUGUUAUUAGUCUGGAGUCCAGAAAACUAAACCUAUGAAAACUAAAAAUGAGGAAAUAUGCUGAAAUGAUACUGUUACUUGCAGUAUUAGGCAGGUAUCCAAAAGAGCUUCAGGCUGAAGGAUAAUGUCAAGCCAUUAGUGCUAUACUGCUGAAACAGCAAAUAUAUGAAGUUUUGCAAUUUUAUAGUACCUACUUUGGAAAAAAGCUGAAACAAGCCAUUUUGAUUGGUAGUUUUUAUGGCUGUAAUUACCUUUGUUAGAGAUUCAUCGUCUUGGCCAGGGACUGACAGUCCUGGGGCUGGUCUGCCCCCUUCCAAGCUCAGGCAGCACCUGCAUCGUGUCUCACUGUGAAGUUGCUUGCUGUUGAUCACUCUGUGCCAUCGUCCAGCCCAACUCCAGGCAGAAAGUCACCUGGGAAAUGAAAUCUCCGAGCCUGUAAGUGCUGCUGGACCAACAAAGCAAAGGAGUAACAUCACUUACGUUUUUGUACUGUAGGUUUUGUGGUACACACACACAAAAAGAAUUGUCACUGUCAAUGAAUACAAUGGAUGUCCCUGGUGUUUAACACGGAGUCUUUGUUUUUAAGCUUGGAAAUAUUUUUCUUAAGAACUUUGAAUUAAUUUUAUGUGUUAUGUGUUUACCACUAUCUGAUAUCCUCCUGUUAGGAAUAGGUUUUCUGUUUCGUGCACAGUAAUUGAGCAGUGAUUUAUCCUUGGUGUGUGAGCUGUGUGCCUCAGUACUGCACAUCUGUAUCAGGAGGUGAGCAGUAUCUAAGCAGGAGGUAGAUCAGAGGGUUCAUUUAAAGACAAAACCAUUUAAACUAAACCCCAAAACAACAAUAAAAAACCCAAAACAAAAUAAAAUAACCUAUAACAAAUAAAAACCUAAACAAACAAAAACGAUCAAACCAAUCAGAUUUGGUUAAAGUGCUGCUUGGCAGAUGCUUUAGCCUUUUGUUUUCCUUUCUUUCUCAUGUGCACAAAUCAAAUCACAGCAUUUUGGAGAAAAUAAAGCUAGAAGGUGGGUUGGUGAGCUUCUGUCCUGCUAACUUCUAUGCAACUGAUGUGAAAAGGGACAGUGGAGUUUGAGCCUGUACAAAAUCAAAUGCAUAACUAGGUAACUUGGGUGGAGUGGUGAUGUCUUGGAUCAGAUGAUGAUGAGAGGAAAAUGAGAGUUUACCCCUAUGACAGGGAUAUCAGUGUUUUGCUCUGAGACAAGGUGGUGGUAGGGGAGAAUGAUGCAUCUUCUAAGGCUCACUUUUGAGGUCCAGCUGAUCUUCCUCACUGGGGAUUUAGGAAGUGACUGUUGUGCAGGCAUGCCUGUGUUUACUAGCAAAAUACAUACAAAAUCAGUAUGUAAUAUAAGGUACACUUUAAUCUGCAUGAAGCCACAAAAUAAUAUGCUGAAGACAUUGUUAUAUAUUAGAGUACAUCCUGUUUUCUAGUGAUUAAACUUCCAUGCAUGUAGGAUGAAACAGUCUGUUAAUUGAACUUGCUGGAGACAGUUUGGGGCUGUGGAUCUGGCUUCCCCAGAAGAACAGAAAUGAUGGAACAUUUGCCACAGGGUGAGAUAUUGCUGCUGAAAUAAUAAGUGAUUUCCGUGUUGAGAAAGCAGGUAAUGUGCUAAAGCAAAUUAUAACUUUUUCCCCAAAUAUGCCGUGGUUGUUUGUUAUCUGGUGUUGAUUUAAUUCAUCAGCGAUAGCUGGCUAAUACGGUCUUGUUCUUCCUCAAAUCCUUUUUUUUAAAAAACUCUUGAUCAUUAAAAAAACUCAGCUAAGCUCCAUGAGCCUAUCCUAGCAAGCUGCCUGGUAUUGCUACAUGUUUGUGUCAGUCUGUAAUCAUCUAUCCAUAAAAUUUAUUGCUGGCCCAUGGGUAGGGACAGAAGUGUGAUCAUAGGGAAUAACAGGGUACUUACUGAUGCCUGACUGACUAGUAUUUCUAGGAAUACUGCUUCUGUUACCUUCGUUUUAGGGAGGGAAUUUCACCAUAUAUCUGUGUAUAUUUGUUUGUAUCUCAAGAAUAAGAAGAGAAAAUGGCUGUGCUGUGUCAGGCCAGAGCCCUGGCCUGGCAACCUGUGUGUGAACAUAAUUGACAGUGGAUGCCUACGGAGAGAUAGAAGAAACAGGAAAUAUGUAGACUAAAUUUGGCAUGCUGUUUCGGGAUUUGGUAAUUAGUAACCGAGGGAUUUAUGGUAUCCAGACCGCUCUAUCUGCAAGUCAGUAGUGCUUAAUGCUCCGUAUCUGUAGUUUAUCAGUGUUUGUCAGUGCAAGGUCUUGGGAACUGCAACCAAAUUUCAGCGUAAACAAACCUCCAAACCUUGCAUCUUAGAGUGGUUUGUAUUUGUUAUCACAGCCCUGUUGAAAUACAGCUCCCUUGGUAGGAAUGCUCAAAUAUCCUUGUGACUGGGACUCCCAGUUGUAACCAAUAACCUAACAAAGGCCCUCCACUACAGGAGACUGACACAUAUUCAACAAAUGCUGGCCACCUGACCACCUCAGAUGGAUACCAGAUUCCUGUGGGCUUCAACAACUUCCCAGUGCAGUUAGUUUAAAUAUGUUCCCAGCUUUUUCUUUGCUGAGGAGUCUGUAUGUGCCAUGGGUAAAAAGUGACAGCAAGUUCCUGUGCUCCUGGUGGAAAUUCUUAAAUUGACAGAAUUGCACAGACUAGUAGGCUUUAAACAAGAUAGUACUAACAUCAUGACUCCAUUUUUUUAAAAGAGACUUUCUGUAUAAAAGCUGCAGAGGCAGGAACUCAUUUACUGUUGCCCUGGCAGGUUGCCUCCUUUCAGGUGUUACUUAUUGUCCUUGGUCUUACUUUGGUGGGACUGUUGGAGUCUGUUUGUAGUAUUUGUUACUUCAUUUAAAUUUCAGUCACUUUCUUUAUGAUUUAUAGGUAAUGCAGAAAGUAUCUCCAUAAAUUAAGGCUGACUUAAUUUUUAUUUUUCUUUUCCAGCAUGAAAGAAUCCACUAAGCGGGGAAAGUAAUUUUUUUUUAAUGCCAAAAUUAACUUAUUGGUGGUAUCUUGAGGGAUAAUAGAGAAGAGCAAAUGUUCAUUGGGGAUGAAAACAUCACUGUGCAAUUCUCCUUGUGUGUUCCCUCCAAUGUUCUGUUCCUAACCCAGCUCGGAGUCACUGCUCUGAAAACUAAAGGUGUUCUGUUAAAGGUAUAUCAACAUGGUUGUUGAAGGAUAUGCCAUAUUUUGUUUUGUAGGUUUGGUUUUUUUUUUCUCCUCUCUGUCCACAGGUGUAAGAAAUGAACUUUUCACCUUGCUUUGUCAAUUGGUAUGCACAUGUACUUGUAAAGCCCAGAGAAGUACAAUAUUAAAAAUCACAUCUCUACCUGCCUAUUCAGGAGAAUGCCAGGGGAACAAAGAUGCUUUAUUUAUCAUGUCCUUGGUGCGAUGGGGUUCAAAUUGCUGAACUCUGAAAGUCUCCAUCUCAUUUGAAGCAUAGCAACAUAAUGUGUUUACAGAAAACUUUGCUAAUGGCAUGUGGGAAAUGGCAGGGGCGGGCUCGUAGUUGAGAGCUGUCAGGCAGUGUGGAGGUUUUGGAGUGAGCUGCUUUGCAUAGGUUUUUGGGGCACUACAGAGAGCCAGUAGUGCUGGUUGGAUUGAGACCAGCACCCUUGGCACCUAGGACACACCUGCACUGUCUGGGCAUGGUUUGAGACUGCUCUGAGAGUAAUGGGAGGCUUUUCUUCUACUGGACAAUCUUACAUUUGGUGGCCCUCGCAUUAGAUAUUGCUCAAACAUUUUUGACUCCUUAAUAACUACAAAUACAUUUGGAUCUUCUAUAAUUGUGGCCAUCAGCUGUAUUUUGUCACCCAAUAUGGUGUUUUCCUACUUCCUACCUCUGUGGUAUUUUAACUAUUUUAUGAAUUUGGUGCCCACAGCUGCAAACUCAGAGCCUGUUCGAUGAUUGAAGUACAAGGUGUUCAAACAUCAUGGGGCAGGAUGGCUUCCAGUGCUGCUAACACUACAUCCAUUUGUUGCAACAGAUGAGUAUCCACAUGUUGUAUAAAUGGGGAAAUGGAGGAAAAGGGACUCGCCAACAUUGGCUGGAAAAGCUGAUUUUCAGAGUCCCAGGGCAGUGAUAUUUCUUUUAAUCUAUAUUUCUUUUCCCCACACUAUUCCAAUACACCAUAGAGAUAUUUUUCAAAGCUUUAAUUCAAGUUCAACCAAAAAAUUAUGCUUACAGCAUACACAGGAUUACAUCCAAGGAUGUAAUGAUAUAGUAGAGUGAUGAAUUCCAAGUUACUCACCUUUUGCCUGGAAUUUGUUUGUGAAUUUGGGUAAAAUGAUUGCCAUUUGUUUACUCAUUGUCUCGUCUGAAGGAGAAAACACCCGGUUUGUGUUUAUAGGCUCACUGGGUUUGAGUCAUCACUGUUUAACUCACCUUUCAGGCUCCUAAUGCAUUGAAAUAAUGAGGAGGUAUGGUAAAAGGAAUUUGCCACAUGUCUCAUAGGGAAUGCAGUAAUCGACUUUGUCCUACAAGAUGCUGAGCUCUCCUAAGGAAGUGCUAACAGCACGCUUAUCUCCCCAUACCUUGCAUGCACUCAGGAAUGUGUUCUAGCUAAAGCAAAGCGUUGAACUUGUUGAUCUCGAGUAUGUUUGUCUGCAUAGGAUUAAGUGUUGCUAUCUGGGCCUUCUCCCUGCUGAUUUAAUUAGGUCUCACAGCAAGGAUGCUUUGAUUAAAAACACCUUUCAGCUAUUUGGCUUGGAAACUGAUAGCAAAAACCCACGUGAUGCUGAACUGAGCCAAAUGUGCUUCUGUGAGGAAGGUUAGCAAAUAUAAAUACUUAACAAGUUUUUCGUACCAACUUGAAACUAAUAGAUUUAUGGCGACUUAAAAAACUUCUCAUACUUAUUCAAACUUAAACUGUGAAAUUCAGCAUCCUCUCCAGAUUAGCAUUGGUAGAAAUUCCUGUAGUUUCAGAAUCUCUUCUUCAAAGAACAGGUAGUGACUUUUUCUCAAAAGAUUUCUGUGCCCUAUUUUGAAGUGAUGCUGGUGUGGGAUUCCCGGUGAUUUCUCCAUCUGGAGCAGUGGAAUUGAGUGUCGUCUUCCACCUGUGUUACUUGUCCUUCAUUAGUUAUGUUGUGUAGAACUUGUUGCAACUCCUGUGAGUUUUCCUCAUUGACUUUGGAGGUCUGUGGGUCUCAGUUAGCUGCUGCUCUCACUGAAGUGCUCUUCUGUGCAAAACUCGGGUUGCCUGCUGGAGCAGGAAGCAGUGAAUUUCUGUACUGAGGAAUGGAGUAUCCUUCGAAGUGGUAGAUUUGAUCCUGCUCUUGGUUUUGUUUAUGGUUGUUUCCUCUCCCUUCCUCAGAGCAAAUGAAAUUCCUUAUUUCUGUGCUCAUAUCCCUGCCAUAAAUGAGAAUGUUCAUCCCUGUCUUUCCUACUCAAUCUAACCAGCAACUUUGCUUUCUCGGUCUGCUUCUGGAUUCUGUGGUAGUUCUCAGUUACCCCAUGACAAGAUAUUCGUGUCUGUUCUGAAGGCACAGUCAAACCAGGCACAAGGAGGAGUUGGCUUAAGUUCAGAAAAAGUAAGUAUUCAGGUUGGAGGAAGUGCAAGGGUGUCAUUAGGCCAAGUUAAGCUCUGAAUUUCAGCCUCUCGAAACCUACUUAGUCUGGGAAGUCUGCUGUGAGUUUUCAAUGCCGAAGCAAUAUCUCUUGAAAGAAGGUGAUCUAAACUAGGAUGAGUGGUUUUUACUGUUGGUCCAUUUGCUUAUUUCAAAGUUUUCAGUUCUGGUGAUAUUUACCUUGUGUUAGCCAAAUUAUUGCCUGAAGUACUUCUGUUGUUUGUUUUAAUUCUGCUCUAUUUAUGGGUGUAUUUAGCUCAGUAUGUUUCACUGGUAUAAUUUCUUUUAGGACAUAACAGGAUAUUUCCCCCAUGAAAGCCAGUCAAUUGGGAGACACAAAGUGCUACUUCUGCUCUGUAAAAUGCCUGUUUCCUACAACUCUGCCUGUUGAGUUUUCCAGUGAGGACUGCGUCCUGUUUUGCUUGCCAUUCUGUAAAUACAUGAUGCUAAAGCCCUGACUCCCUUUCAAACCUCGAAUGCAGCACCUGAUCCAUGAGCCUGAUGGGGUUUUCAGGAGGUGUCAGAGCAAGCAGGCUGCUGCAGGGAGUACCACAGGGCAGAGAGCAGCAGGUACCUCUGUACUGCUCUUCAGCCAGCUCUGCCCAGGGCUGCUCAAGUUUCUCCAAGAGUGUAAAAUUCUGCAAGUUCUACAAAGAUGAAGUUUCCCUAGUGUUUCCCUGAAUAAUUAUUUGAGAACUGAGUCAUAAAGUAACACGCUGUGUUUAAUCAAACAGCUUUUUCUUGCUCUUUGAAUUGUGUAUAAUACAAUUAUUAUGUAUCGUUAUUGUAGCAGGAUGUUCUUACAAAUGCAUGAGGACUUAAAACUGGUGUUGUGUUCCCAUAGCAAUGGUUGACUUCCACUUAGAGUGAUGUGUUUAGUGUCUAAAGUGGAACCUCUUGAUGUUUUAUCUUGUCUAAUGCAUCUUCUUGACCACUGACAGCACUUUUGACUGGGAUUAGAACUACCAUUCCAAUGUUAUAGGUAGAGAAACUAAGAAACAGAACGGAAAAAUAAUUGCCCAACACUGCUCUCAUUAGAAAAGAGAUGGUGCUGUGGUCCCCUUUCUGUUCUUUCCUUCCACAGUUCUCCUUUAUUCUCACUCCCUGGAGCUUCACAUCCCUGUUAGUUCUUGCUAUGUCCUUUUUUCCUAAAAGCCUUAGGUAAACCAGAUGCUCUCUACCAAACAUUAGUUACCCAAUAUCCAGUUGUGCAGUAGAAGGAGAAAUAAUAGACUGAGGUGGUGUACCUAUGAGAUGUUUCACCAUCAGGGUAACGAUGCAAUGUGGACACAGUUUUGCUGUGGAUUCUUCGUGAUCCUGAUCCUGGGAAACUUCUGGUUCCUUGCUGUGCUGUAUCUGCUGUGGCUCUACCUCGACUGGGAAACACCAUGUGCUGGGGGCAGACGGUCCCAGUGGGUCAGAAGCUGGACUGUUUGGAAGUACUUCAGGGAAUACUUUCCCAUUCAUCUGAUAAAAACUUCAGAUCUGAACCCAAAUCACAACUACUUACUUGGCUUUCACCCUCAUGGGGUCCUGGUAGCUGGAGCCUUCGGAAACUUUUGCACCGGUCCAAGUUUCAAAAAUUUAUUUCCUGGGCUUACUCCAUAUCUUCAUAUCAUGCCCAUCUGGUUUGGCUGUCCCUUCUUCAGAGAAUACGUAAUGAGUGCUGGAAUGGUUUCUGCAUCCAAGGAGAGUGUCUCGUAUGUGCUGAAUAAAGAAGGAGGUGGCCAUGCAUCUGUCAUUGUGAUCGGAGGAGCAGAGGAAUCUCUGAAUGCACAUCCUGGAAGUCUAACACUGAACAUCCUCAAGAGGAAGGGCUUUAUUAAAAUGGCCCUGAAACAUGGGGCUCAUCUGGUGCCGGUGUUCUCCUUUGGGGAAAAUGAACUAUUCAAACAAGUUGCAAACCCCAAAGGCUCGUGGCUCAGAAAUGUACAGGAAAAGUUGCAAAAGAUAAUGGGCUUUGCUUUACCCCUAUUUCAUGCUAGAGGAGUAUUUCAAUACAGUUUUGGCUUAAUACCUUACAGGCAACCCAUUCAUACUGUUGUGGGAAGCCCCAUCCCUGUGAAAAAGAACUUGAACCCCACCACUGAAGAGAUUGAUGAUCUACAUGCAUUGUAUCUUCAGAAACUGAGGCAAUUGUUUGAAGAACACAAAAAAAAUUACGGGAUCCCUGAGCAUAAAUCUCUCAUCUUCGAGUAGCAAAUUACAAUUUGAAAUUCCAAAUCUCAUGGAAAGAAACAGUAUCUGCUGAAAGAUGUCUUUGUUGCAAUCCAUAUUUUGCAAGCUGUAAUUAUCCUUAUGCAAGGAAUACUUUUAAGAAGGGAUUAUUAGAUGAUUUGUUGAUUUUUAUCUUACUCUUGGGUGGGGGGGAAAUCUUUGGGAUGGGAGCCUCGAAGCCAGUGUUGUUUUGAGUUGUCCUUUUAGGUUUAUCUGUACCAGAAAUGCAAGUAAGAGACCCCACAUAGAUGUUCUUACUGCCACUGUACCUACCCAUAGCUUGAGCACAGGAAAUCGCCCCAGCACGAGAUCACGAGCAGGAAAAGUAUAAACCCAAGAAGUCUUUGAUUAGAAGUUAAGAGACUUUCCAGCAUUUAUCAAACAUGGCAUCAGGUUGUUCUCUGAACGUCAGAAAGCCACUGCUGCUCUUCCAGAGAGAUGACGGUGUGUGUUUUCAGCAGAUGGGUACUGUAAACCAUUUACAUGAGAAUUCAAGAAUAAAUAGGAGCUUUCAGCCCUGAAUAGGAUAUUGGCAAAAGUGGUUUGUCCAAGUUAUGAAGCAGAGCAAACCUUCUGUUUGGAGGAGAACAGUGUUUUGAGCUUUUGUGUGCAUGUGUGUGCUGGGUGGUGGGAAGCACUGAGCGAUGGGACAAUGAAUGUGUGGGACAAUCUGUGUUUUGAAUCUUCAGUUUGGAAGAUGAAGCAGCUUUGAUAGUUCCAGCUUGAGAGGAGAUGGCAGGCACAGGACAGGAGAAGUGAGGGAAUCGUGUGACCUUCACACCUUGUGCAAAGCAGAAAUGAUCACAGGUCGAGCACUUGCACAGAAGGGAGGGGAGCCCGGUUUGCUCAGUCUGGUUCUGAAACUCCACCAAGGAAAGUUGACUUGAUAAUGCCUUUUUCUUCCCCACUGACAGGUGUGGGGAAGCACGUGUACAGCUGUAGCUGCAGUGUGACACAGCUGCAAUGCCAAGACAGUGUGAGCACAGCUGUAGGGUGCAGCAGGUUAAGAGGGUGCUUUGUAUAUAAACCAGGUGCCUAAAGUUGUAUCCUAAAUGUGGAUAUCAAUUUCAGAAAAAAAAGGAAAAAAAAAAACCUGAGACAAACUCUUUUUCAGUUAAAAUGCCUAGGUCUUGGAGAUUAUGGUGCAUGGAGAGAACUGCAGUAUGUUACUGAAUUUUUUAUGAGAUAAAUUCUUGUAUUUGUACAUGCUUUCUAUCUGCAUGUGGACUUUGCAGAUCUGGUAUUACUGAAGAGUUUGUUUACUUUAGGCAGUUUUGGUGCCUGAAUAUUACAUCAAUUAGGAGCUCUGGCAGGUUGUGCACAGGGCUGUCAGGCAGCCUAGGGCAUCUGCAGGUGGUUCAGUUCAGCACUGGGAUGCUCCAAGAAUAGCAGGACUGGGCACACUGUGUGCUUGCUGGGCUGGAGGCUUCUUAGAAGAAACACUGUUAGGACUUUGGGAACAAGGUAGAACUCUGGAAAGAAAAUAUCUUAGCAAGAUGAAGGUGUUUAAAGAAAAGAGUGGAAAGAUCUCAGCUCUUACAGAGUGAACUCCUAAUGAACCAAAGCUCCAAAGCCAAACAAGUAUUUGCCAGACAGAGCAGAUAUAUGUGUUCCAAAACCCCUGCAGCAACACGUUGGUUUCCUCAGAAGGGCUCUUCCUUUUACUGCAUGUUUGUCAUAUGGAUGUAGGCAACACUGAGCCCGUGAAUCCUGCUCUCAUUUUCUCUUGGACAAUAGAGUCUUUCUAGGAACCAGGGCUGGAAUUUGCAGUGCCUGAAGAAGCCCCUCUUUCCUGACAGACUGCUGUAAACGUGCCCACAGUUCACCUCUACUUGAGCCUUGAUGCCGUGUGUGUUUGCCCUCUCUUCCCAUGCCUUUGCUUCCUGAUGAUCACUGUGGUGUAGGCGUCUUACUUCCUCACUCUCUGUCCAUCUUUCCCUGGGGUGAGAUCUCUGGGCUGUCUGUGCAUGCAAAAUACUGAGUGGUGUCUCCUCAUUCAGCACAAAUGGGUUUUGGGAGCAGGUUUUGAGAAGAGGAAGCACUGUGACUGUACGUGUCUGACACGAGUUUAAGAUCAGGAUUGUUUCAGCGCUUGGAAGGGCAUGUUUCUAGGGAGGUCAAACACAGCAGGUUUUUUCCUGGGCAGAGGUCUGUAGGGUCCUAAGCACUGUACUAAGUAAUGAGCCCUGAGCAGUCAUUUUUGCUAAGCCAGCCGUGUGAAAUUUCCUUUGGAUCUGCUUCUUUGCUGCCUGCCCUGAUGAGUAGUGCUGAUUUUCUCUCCUAGAUCAUCUGCUCUAAUGAGAUAUUUCCUCUCGUUCUCUGUCUGUUCUUUUUCCAUUAUCUUAUGAUAUAGAAGCUCAGGCUGUAAAUUUAAAAAUAUUAAUGUUGAGAAUGGGAAGUAACAAUGGAUUUUUGUUGACCAAAUUAACCAAAACUUCUAGGGAAUAUGCAUUAUUUAUUGUUAUUAUUAUUAUGAUACUGAUUUGGGGGCAAUAUGUGGACCAGAGGGUACCUUAGAAACAGGCUUACCUCUGAAUUCCAUGAGAAAAUUAUCUGUGGGCUCUGAGUACCAUCCAUAACUGGCACAGGCAGAACAAGUAGGGAUUGUGUUACUAUGACUACUGAUAUUGUCAUUGCUUUGUAAUAGAGGGAGAUGCAGAAAGAAAGAAAAUAAGAUCUGCAAGCUACUUAAAUAUUUAUCGUUGCUCAAUAACUGCUGACUAUAGUUUAUGAUGGUCCUUCCAAACUACCUUUUAUUAACCACUUGUCUAGUGUAUCUAGGACAAUUCUAUUUUAAAAUAGAAUUUCCAUCUCUAAAACCUGGUGGACAUGGCAUCCUCUGAAAUAUUUACCUCUGUGUUAGUGUGUGGAUUUGUGAAGCAGCCUCACAAUGAUGAGCUCAAAGGCCAGAGCCCUGGAAGCCACAGAUGGCCUCAUUUUGGCCAGUGAAGGCACCAAUCCCACCACUGCUGCAGCCAUGAGGAGGCUGCCCAUGUUUGUUGGAGCAGCACAGUCUUCAGUUGAGGUUCAUGCUGGACAAAGCAAGAGCCAGUAGGAAUGGUGACACCCCCUCCCCAGCUGUGACUAGAAGAAUUGGGUAGUGCUCAGAUUUCUGAUGGGAUGAUCACACUGAGUGGGGUCUGCUUCGUGGUGUGUUUCUCUUUGUGCCUUUUAAUGCCAUAGGUAGUUCCAGGAAAGGGAUUUUAAUGCCACAGGUAAUCCCACUGACAGAGAUGCUCUGCCUCUAUACCAUGCAAACACUGCCUCCCCAGUGUGCUCAGGAUAACAGUACCUGCCUGUUCCCUCAUGUGUGAACAUCCCUGUGCCAAAUUUUGUUUACAGAAAGUCAGUCCUCAAGUAUUUUUACUUGGUGAACUACAAAGCAUAUUUUACAUUUUGUAACUUUUUAUGGUACCUGUAAAAUAUGACCAUCAGUUGUUUCAGUGAUAGCUGUGGCAAGAUCUGAGAUAAUAAAGGUUUGUAUCAAAGUG